AGCGCAGUAAACGCACCUCUGCAGCUUAGAAUAAGACACCCACAAUCCCUGCACCCAAGUUCACCUCGACCGUCUUCAUACCAUCAAGCUCCAGUAAAAUGUCGCAGCUCAGUCCAGACACCACCCCCCUUCGAUAUUUUAAAGGUCAUACGCGCAGCAUACGCGCUGUAGCAGUUUUCCCCGAUAAACGACGCAUAGUCACGGGCUCGUUCGACAAGACGCUUCGUCUAUGGGAUUUGAAAACAGGUGUGGUGUUGAAGAAGAUGGAAGGGCAUCACAGUGGGGUGUGGGCAUUAGCGGUAUCAAGAGAUGGGCAAAUCAUAGCAAGCGGUGAUGGGAAUGGAGAGCUCAUCGCCUGGCAUGGAGAAACUGGGGAAUCACUCACCCAACCUACUUCCAAUAUUGGCCACUCCAAGCGAAUCUGGGUGUUGGAAUUUUCUCCCGAUGAUGCAAGGAAAUCCAAUAGAGUGUGGUAGUGAAGUCAAUUGCAUUCGGUAUUCGCCAUCCGGCGAACAUCUUGCUAUUGCAACAGACUUCCAUAUCGAAAUCCUGAGUUCAGGUGCGAGGGAACGCGUCGCAAAUUUCAAGGGUCACACAGGAUACAACUUGUCACUCACGUGGACGCCCGAUGGCACACGCCUUCUCUCAUCGGGUGGUAGCAAAGAUCCCAGCAUACGGGAGUGGGAUACAUUCACUUGGAAGCAGGUCGGCGAUCCCUGGAAAGGACAUACGAGCUAUAUCUGGGCCAUUGCCAUUCAUCCUGCGGGCACCCUCGUCGCUUCCUUAUCUGAAGACCAGCAUGUCCGUCUCUGGCGACUCUCAGAUAGACGAACCAUUGCCAUCUUCCAGCACUCGGCCUCGGCGAUAUCUGUCACUUUCUCCGUAGAUGACGCUUUGCCAGAGGAAGUUCCCGAGAUGAUGAUGCUGGCGCCAAAGUCUCGAGAAUCUGAUUCAAAGAUCUUCACCAUCACCACAGCCGCCCGCAAGGCAUGUGUCAUGGGCGACUUGUCUGCGGCUGAAAAGAUGCUCACGCAAGAAAUCGACGCCGAUGCCAAUAACAAUACUUCCUACGCCAACCGCUCGCUCGUUAUGGCACGCAAACUCGACUGGGACCGCGCACUUCAUGAUGCGAGUGAGUCACUCAGCAUACGUCCCUCGUUGACAGGCUAUCUUGCCAAAGGUAUCGCCCUCUGCGGGAAACAGCAGCUCUGGGACGCGAUGAAAGCAUUCGACCUCGCGUUCACAUUCACGUUCAUGUUUACGGACGGAUAUUCAAAGACGGCUCAUUUCCUUUUCUUGAUCAAGGCCAUCGCGUUGUUCAACGCAAGUCACAAUGAAGAGGCAGUGUUGCCCGUCCAAGAGCUUGCUGCCCGUCCCAAUCCCGAUCCUCUCGCUUCUCAUGUCGUGGAAGCAUAUCUGCGAGUCCAGCUGGGAACUAUUGCCAUGGAUAGCGCCCUUCACAAAGAAGCUGCUGAUCACUUCACUGCAGCUGUAAAAGUUGGAAUCUUAUUUUCUAAACUGGACAUCCAUUCUAUAUAUGAGGACUUUGUCGUGCUUUUCGGCUGGGACCUCAAGUCCUUGUGGCAAGUCGCCAAUCAGCAACGCUACCAUGCACUCUUUCGGGCAGGUCAAUUUGGAGAAGCUCUCGAAGCGUAUCGAUACAUGAUGGACAUGAGUGAUGAGACCACGAAGGCCAUCUUUCUUGCUUGGGUCAAAACUCUCAAUGAAAAAUGAAGUGCACUCUAUGCCACACACAAAGCUUGAUGCUGGGGUCCU
This is a messenger RNA of Suillus paluster, 1776 nucleotides long. RefSeq lists its product as uncharacterized. NCBI's taxonomy places the organism in Eukaryota, Fungi, Basidiomycota, Agaricomycetes, Boletales, Suillaceae. The coding region runs from base 334 to 1734 and encodes 466 amino acids. The record is from RefSeq and is a predicted model, not a curated record. Gene Ontology annotation, molecular function: protein binding. The transcript has 10 exons.